Synchytrium microbalum is the source of this 1068-nucleotide messenger RNA. RefSeq lists its product as uncharacterized. Gene Ontology annotation, cellular component: U2-type catalytic step 1 spliceosome; Prp19 complex; U2-type catalytic step 2 spliceosome. The transcript is spliced from 6 exons. Lineage: Eukaryota; Fungi; Chytridiomycota; Chytridiomycetes; Synchytriales; Synchytriaceae. Bases 1 to 1068 code for a protein of 355 amino acids. Gene Ontology annotation, molecular function: U6 snRNA binding; metal ion binding; pre-mRNA binding. The record is from RefSeq and is a predicted model, not a curated record.
AUGGCUCGACAAGGAUGGGAAGCUUCAGAGUUCCCUAUAGUCUGCGACACAUGUCUAGGCGACAAUCCAUACCUACGAAUGACCAAACAGGGCUUUGGAAAAGAAUGCAAGAUAUGUGGCAGACCAUUCACCAUCUUUAGAUGGUUGCCUGGUGCUGGAAUGAGAUACAAAAAGACGGAAAUAUGCCAAACUUGUGCAAAAAUCAAGAAUGUCUGCCAGACUUGUGUAUUGGAUCUCGAGUUUGGACUGCCGGUGCAAGUGCGAGACUCGGUGCUACAAACGAAUGAUGAUGUACCACGUUCCGAUGUCAACAAGCAAGUGUUUGUCGCAAAGGCUGAAAAGGCUCUGGAAGGAAAAGCAGAAAGUCUGGUCGACUACGGAAAAGCAGACUCGGCAGCGAAAGAAACAUUACGUCGCAUGGCUAGAUCCGAACCAUACUACAAGAGAAACAGAGCUCAUUUAUGCUCAUUCUAUGCUAAAGGAGAAUGUAAACGUGGUGAUGAAUGUCCGUUUAGGCAUGAAUUGCCAGUGCAGAAUGACUUGUCCCAUCAAAACAUCAAGGAUCGAUACCAUGGGAAUAAUGAUCCUGUUGCUGCCAAAAUGAUGAAUCGAACAGACCGUCCAUCAACUCUCACCGCUCCGGACGACCAAUCCGUGACUUCAAUCUUCUUGACUGGAAUCGAAGAAGGCAUCACGGAAAAAGAUAUUAGAGAUCUCUUUUACGCAUACGGCGAAAUCAAAUCUGUAGUCGUCUUGACAAAAUCACAUUGUGCCUUUGUCAAUUACGCUACGCGAGCAGCUGCUCAAUCUGCUGUAGACAAGACGUAUAAUAAUUGUACCAUCAAGGGUCAUGUCUUGCGUGUUCAGUGGGGGAGACCUAAACCCCAAGGACCACGUGAAGACGCAUCCUCAUCAUAUCCGACAUCUCAACAACCCUUGACGUUAGAUCAGAUUGGUGAAUUGCCACCUGCUUUGCCAGCGCCUGGGUCUGUUGCUCCCAUGUUGUACCCAUCACAAGACCCAACUUCUUUAGGAUCUUCGUCUAGGUCGAAAUAUGGUGCUGAAUAA